AAACCUCUGCACGCCCUCCCCAGCUGCUCUUAGUCGCCUCCUCUCUGUCCGCCGCCCAGGGUGCAUCCUGGCUUGCCGGGCUCCACGCGACCCAGAUUCCCGCUCCGCCCCCGCCCCUCCUGCGCCUGCAGCCAGUGCGGCAGUCGCGGCCGCCUCUGUCCAGCUUCUGCGCGGGGACCAGUCGCCCCCUUCACAGUCGCCAGUGCGUAGCCAGAGCAAAGGCGGAGAUGGAGACCACCCUGUCGCUCUCCCUGAGCUGCUAAGCCCACCGCCUUCCCAGUCCCGCCCACACAUACUUUGCAAAAACAAAUUUGGACGCAAUUGCUUGAAGACAGUUGGCACAGCGGCCAGAAAGUCAACAGCUGCACAAUGAAGCACUUCCUGAGGAUGCUGAUCCAGGUGUGCCUGUAUUUCUACUGUAAGUUUUUGUGGCGCUGCAUGAAGUUUGUGAUGCGGAAGCUCACGGGAAGGUGUGAACUGCAAAGGAUUUGCUACAGCACCAAACCUGGAGCUUCUAGAACCAUGAAAAUCGAAACAUCGCUGAGGGAUUCAAAAAGUAAGCUGUUGCAGACAUCAGUGAGUGUUCACCCCGAUGCAAUCGAAAAGACUAUUGAUGACAUCAUGGAGUUGAAAAAAAUUAACCCUGACAUCAAUCCACAGUUGGGAGUCUCUCUCCAAGCUUGCCUCCUGCAAAUUGUGGGUUACAGGAACCUCAUUGCGGAUGUAGAAAAACUGCGCAGGGAGCCCUACGAUUCUGAGAACCCCCAGCAUGAAGAGAUGCUUCUGAAGCUCUGGGAGUUCCUGAAGCCCAACACCCCAUUGGAGUCCCGGAUUUCUAAGCAGUGGUGUGAGAUUGGUUUCCAAGGUGAUGAUCCGAAAACCGAUUUUCGAGGAAUGGGUCUUCUGGGGCUUUACAAUUUACAAUAUUUCGCAGAACGGGAUGCCACAGUGGCUCAGCAGGUCCUCUCCGACUCCGUUCAUCCAAAAUGCAGGGAUAUCACUAAGGAGGAAAUAAGCAAAUUCAGCAAAACAGAAUGGGAGAAGAAGAGGAUGGAUAAAGCAAUUGGGUACUCCUUUGCAAUCGUGGGCAUCAAUAUCACCGAUCUGGCAUAUAAUCUGCUCGUGAGCGGCGCUCUAAAAACACACUUCUACAACAUUGCCCCUGAAGCUCCGACACUGUGUCACUUCCAACAAACAUUCUGCUAUUUGAUGCACGAGUUCCACAAGUUUUGGAUUGAGGAGGACCCCAUGGAUAUAAUGGAGUUUAAUCGCGUGAGGGAGAAAUUCCGCAAGAGGAUCCUAAAGCAGCUGCAGAACCCAAACAUGGCGCUGUGCCCGCACUUUGCUGCGUCGGAAGGUUUAAUCAACAUGUAGUGCCCACACUGGUUUCAAUGGAUACCCCCAAACACUGCCCACUGCCUCAUUGUCGUCUUAGAUCUCUGCUUAGGUGGCAGCUCACACACCUAAUGCACAUAGUAAUAUAUAUAUAUAUAUAUAUAUAUAUAUAUAUAUAUAUGCAUGCCUUUUGGUACAGUAUUUUCAUCUCUUGGUCAUAAUUCCAAGAUUCCCCCAAACACCACUGGUUCUGGAGUAUCUACCUCCAGUGACUGCUCAUAUUGUGGCAUAGUGCAGUGUUAAUGUCUGUCCCUGACGCCCAGGUAUGAAGAAAGUUUUCUAUAUUUUUUUAGAUUUUUUUUCCCUCCCCCUCAUCAUUCAAUAUUAAGGAUGUGUAAUAAUUCUCUAGCUGUUAUUUGUAUGUAAGAGAUUUAGCUGAGUCUCAUUCUGUGUUCAUAUUUAUCAAGAUGUUCCAUGAAGAUUGCUGCUAGCUUCUCAAGCUGGGUUCAUGCUCGGACCUCAUUCUGGUAAAGUAUAAUAAGACUUUAAAAUAAUGCAGACACAUGAUAAGCCAAACUCUCCCUGCCCAUAUAGCUGCACUUCACCAAAAUGUAAUGAGGCUAUAAGAAACUAGCUUAAAUAGGAGCCAUCCUUGUGUGAAAUCCUGCAGAACUAUAGCCUGACUUAACUAUAGCUGCAACUAUGUCGUAGUCAUCAGGAUAGGAAAUUAUUUUAUUCCCAUCACCUCACGGCUUGGAUGUCUAAACAUGUGUAUGAUGCUUGGAGACCCCAGAAAAGAAGCCAUCUCUUUCCAAGGCUGAAAAA
Messenger RNA from Acomys russatus (golden spiny mouse), 2160 nucleotides. RefSeq names its product ELMO domain containing 1 (gene Elmod1). NCBI's taxonomy places the organism in Eukaryota, Metazoa, Chordata, Mammalia, Rodentia, Muridae. The transcript is spliced from 12 exons. Bases 370 to 1374 code for a protein of 334 amino acids. The record is from RefSeq and is a predicted model, not a curated record. Gene Ontology annotation, molecular function: GTPase activator activity.